UUCCGCUCCUCAACUUCCGCUUUGUCCAUGUGUUUACAAAAAAAAAUGUACAUCUUGUUUUGACAUUCAUCCAUACAUUAUCCGAGUUGCUUAACCUCACGAGGGUGAUAUUUGGAAUAAUUAUUUGACACAGACUCUCCGUUUAAAACAUGGGAAAGCUUAAUGUGGUGGUGUUGAGAUACUUGUCUCGAGAUGACUUUCGGGUUCUCACGGCGGUUGAGAUGGGAAUGAAGAACCACGAGAUUGUACCAGUGAGUCUCCUGUCAUCCAUUGCCAGCCUCAAACACGGUGGCUGCAACAAGAUCCUCCGAGAGCUGGUCAAACAUAAACUUGUGGCCUACGAACGCACAAAGACUGUACAAGGCUACAGAUUGAACUUCGGAGGAUAUGACUACUUAGCCCUCAAGACCUUGUCUUCCAGAGAUGUUAUUGCUUCAGUUGGAAACCAAAUGGGUGUUGGAAAAGAGUCAGAUAUUUAUAUUGUGGCAAAUCAAGAUGGGGAGCAGUACGCUCUGAAGCUUCACAGAUUGGGUCGCACCUCCUUCAGAAACCUCAAGAAUAAGAGAGAUUACCAUAAACACAGGAAGAACAUGUCCUGGCUCUAUCUCUCCCGCCUCUCUGCCAUGAAGGAAUUUGCCUACAUGAAGGCACUCUAUGACCGAGGCUUCCCCGUACCCAAGCCGGUGGACUACAACAGACAUGCGGUCGUAAUGGAGCUCAUCAAUGGAUAUCCACUGUGUCAGGUGCAUGAGCUGCAAGAUCCACCCGCCCUGUACAGCGAGUUUAUGGAGCUCAUCGUCAAACUGGCCAACCACGGCCUGAUUCAUGGAGAUUUCAACGAGUUCAACCUGAUGCUAGAUGACCAGGACCACAUCACGAUGAUUGACUUCCCUCAGAUGGUAUCCACCUCACACCCGAAUGCUGAAUGGUAUUUUGAUCGAGAUGUCAAAUGCAUACGAGAUUUCUUUGCAAAACGCUAUAGUUACGAGAGCGAGCUGUUCCCAACUUUCAACGAUAUCAGACGCUCGUGUUCUCUCGACGUUGAGGUCUCAGCAAGUGGUUUCACCAAAGAUCUGCAGGAAGAUGCCGCGGUGUUCCAUCCGGCUGGACCUGAGGGAGAGCAAGACGAUGAUGACGAGGAGAGCGACAAAGAGGAGACAGGCGAGGACGUUGAAACCGAAGAGCCAAGUGUGGAUGUGACUGACUACAAGAAUGCACUUCUGGAACUCGAGGGCCUGAAGGUCACCGACACAAAUGGCGACAUACGGGAGGAAGCGAAGAGUGAAAAAGAAGAGGGGGAGAGUGACAAAAAAGAAGAGGAGGAGGAGAGAAAUCCCGAGGCUAGAUGCAUUGACAAGACUAUGAAUGACCUGGAAGAAGAGCUGCAGGACGAGUUCCCUGAACUGGCAGACCUUUCUGCAUCAAACAAAGAGUUCAUACCUUUCAGAGACUCUGAAAGCCUUCUACAGAUGACAGAACACAGGAGGAGGAGGACAGACAGUGAGGCUACAACGGGCAGCAUAGGAAGCUGCUCAACCAUCCCAUCCGACGUGGUCCGUCAGAAGGUGCGCAGACAGCUCACCAAACAACAAAAGGCGGCGCAGAGGAGACGUCUGCAGAAGGGGGAAGCCAACUUGGUGACGAAAUCUAGACGAGAGAACGAAAGCAACAUUCAGUCUAGUUUGGAGAGCGCCACUUUUUGGGGUUGAAUGCUCGUCUGGUACUCGUCUGUCUAAAGAAGCUUAACAAACUGGAUCGGACCAGUCACGUCCCAUUCAGUCCAGAUAUGGGAUGUAUCUUCCCCAGUUUGCUCAACUGUCAGCAUACAAUUCCAUGAAAAUAUGGACUACUCCAAAGAGGUUGUGUCAUCAGCAAUAUUGCCAUUCAAACAAUUCCUUCAUGUGUCUUUCUUUUUAAAACAACAAUGGAGGGAAAUAUGUUCAUGUAAUAUUGAAAAUUGUUUUUUUUUUUCAUGUUGAUUUCUAUUGCAUGUCUGGAAUUUAAUAUGGGUGCAAGCAAAUCAACUGCUUUAGCUUGUAUUUGAGUCAAAUCAUGAAUGACAACACAAAGCGAAAUAAAUUCCAGUUGAAGU
Hippocampus comes (tiger tail seahorse) is the source of this 2092-nucleotide messenger RNA. RefSeq names its product RIO kinase 2 (yeast) (gene riok2). Gene Ontology annotation, molecular function: ATP binding; protein serine/threonine kinase activity. Bases 150 to 1709 code for a protein of 519 amino acids. The record is from RefSeq and is a predicted model, not a curated record. Gene Ontology annotation, biological process: protein phosphorylation; maturation of SSU-rRNA. The transcript is spliced from 10 exons. Gene Ontology annotation, cellular component: nucleus; cytosol; preribosome, small subunit precursor. NCBI's taxonomy places the organism in Eukaryota, Metazoa, Chordata, Actinopteri, Syngnathiformes, Syngnathidae.